Amphibalanus amphitrite is the source of this 2382-nucleotide messenger RNA. Its product is annotated as major facilitator superfamily domain-containing protein 6-like. Bases 258 to 2039 code for a protein of 593 amino acids. The record is from RefSeq and is a predicted model, not a curated record. The transcript has 9 exons. NCBI's taxonomy places the organism in Eukaryota, Metazoa, Arthropoda, Thecostraca, Balanomorpha, Balanidae. Gene Ontology annotation, cellular component: membrane.
GUUAGGUUAGGUUAGGACACCUCUUUGAAUUUCAUCGAGUAAUAAUCGCUUUUCUCAAAUUUAAAGUUGUCCGCGCUUUAGACAUAACAAUUUGAGAACCUUGGUAUUGUUUGUCAUUUCUGGCUGCGAUAAAAAAUUGUGCACGCGAAACGCAUCUGAUAUUUUUGCAGCCUUGAUUGUUUAUAAAUUGUGUUCAUCCGCCGUAACCAGCAUGGCGUCAGCGUCGGUUGCGAGGGGGAACCUAACGAUAUUUCACCAUGAAGUUGAAAGUCAAUGCUAAGCUUUUGCCAAUAAAGGCAUUUUACUUUUUCUUCUUUGGUGGUGUGGCGCCGAUCCUGCCGUUCCUGCCGGUGUACGCCCGCCAGCUGGGUAUCUCGGAGGUCGGUGUGGGCGCCGUCUAUGUCGUCCUACCCGUCGUGGCGGCCCUGAUGCGACCAGUGGUGGGCGCUAUCGCCGACGCCACCCACCGACACAAGCUGGUGUUCUUCUGCCUGCUGGUGGUCACCACGGUCGGCUACAUCACGCUGAAUUUCCUGCCGGCCGCGCCACCGGCGCCGCUGGCCGCCGCCGUGCAGCUCAAGUGCGGCCCGGCGGCGUUUGUGAAGCAGUGUGCCGACCGCGAGGCGCACUGCCACGCCGCCCGCCUGACGGCCGCCGCCGGAGCCCGGAACGACACGGUUCAGUGCGCGCUGCGCUGUGACCGCUGGCCCGACUGCGGCACGCAGAGCGACUGGUGCCGGCCGGCCGGCGGCCAGCUGCCGCUGCAGCUCAACCUGUUCGCCCUGGACGUGGAGGGUCUCUGUCUGUACCUGCCGCUGAAGGACGUAUCGGUGAACGGCACGGUGACGCACUACCCGGCCUGUGUGGACCCCGAGACGACCAAUUGCAGUCUGAGCUGCGCCGAUCGGCCGCUGAUGAAGCUGCUGAACGGCCGGCCGGUGGACGCCAGCGCCUACUACCAGACGAGCCAGUUCUGGGUGUUCUUGGUGUUCCUGAUACUCGCCUGGGACGGCACCUCAAUCACAAUACCGUUGGCCGACACCAUCGCCUUCAAACUGCUCGAUGACCCGUCCAAGUACGGCUACCAGCGCGUGUGGGGCUCCUUCGGCUGGGGCAUCUUCAGCUUCCUGGCCGGGUACCUGGUGGACGUGGCCAGCCGGAACAGCGACACCAAGGAUUACUCGCCGGCCUUCUACCUUCUCAUCGGCAUGAUGGUGCUGAAUAUGAUGGCCUGCACCAAGCUGCACGUCUCCGCGCUGAAGGAGGCCCGGCCGCGGUUCCUGGCCGGCCUGGGCGCGCUGCUGGUUCGUCCGGCCGUGGUUCUGUUUGUGCUCAGCUGCUGCGUGGUGGGAACCAUGACCGGACUCCUGUGGACGUUCUUCUUCCUCCACCUGCAGGACGUAGCGCUGGCCUGGGACUGCUCCGCCUUCGAAUGGAUCAGCCUGGUCUCGGGCCUCACGCUGCUCGUGCAGUGCUUCCUCGGAGAGGUGCCUUUCUUCUUCAUCUCCGGCUGGGUGAUCCGUAAGCUGGGUCACGUGUACACCCAGACCGUGGUGCUGCUGGCCUUCGGCGUCCGCUUCCUGCUCUACUCGCUGCUGAAGAACCCGUGGGUCGUGCUGCCGAUCGAGCUGCUGAACGGACUGACCUUCGGCCUCUUCUACGCCAACAUGGUCGGCUACGCCUGCGCCGUCGCUCCGCCCGGCAUGACAGCCACGCUGCAGGGCCUGGUCGGAGCGUCCUUCGAGUGUGUCGGCGUGGCGAUCGGCAGCGGUUUUGGCGGCAUCCUGUACGGCUCAGUCGGCGGCGCCAUGAUGUUCCGGAUAUUCGGCCUUAUCUCCGUGGCGGCGUCCGUCCUGUACGUGGUGCUCCACUGUAUCACCAGCCGCUGGUGUCCCGAGCCGGCAAACUCCGGCUCCGACGCCGACCGCACAGCCACGCCGGACAGCAUGCUGCGUGAGAUGAAGCCCAUGGACAACCGGGCGGCGCCGGAGGGGUCCGAGGCGCCUCUAGUGCCAGAAACACCCAACGGGGACGCCUAGACCGUGUGAGUGAGGGUGACAGGGUGAGGGUGAUUGUGACUGAAUGGCGUGGUGUAGGUGUUCAUUGUUUUCCGACACCAUUUAUCAUGGUGACAACGUUUUAGUUCAAAGGUAACAACUCAGUGACGCUCAUAUUCACCAAUGCGUGAAACAGUGCCAGCUUGCGGCAUUUGUUAGUCAAUAUCAGUGAUAUUUUCUCAUUCCGUUCCAACCUUCAACACGACGCUGUAUUUUCUCACAUGACAAUGGUCUCCAAGAUUGGAACGGAAUUGGAGUCGCCCAUCUUAGGGACACUGAGCUUUACUUUGCCGAAGUGAUCAAAUACAUCUUUUAUAGAAAAGGA